Molecule: messenger RNA, 2813 nt
Organism: Populus euphratica (Euphrates poplar)
Lineage: Eukaryota; Viridiplantae; Streptophyta; Magnoliopsida; Malpighiales; Salicaceae
Product: protein STRUBBELIG-RECEPTOR FAMILY 8-like
Exons: 16
Coding region: 337-2472 (711 amino acids)
Biological process (GO): protein phosphorylation
Molecular function (GO): protein kinase activity; ATP binding; protein binding
Source: RefSeq, a predicted model, not a curated record
ACACAAACAUAAACUACAACGAGUCACACAGUCAACAGGCCCUCUCUCUCUCUUAAUUACCUUCUCAAGCUUGGAAUCUCUCUCUCUCUCUCUAGCUAUCCCUUUCUUUAAUGACAAUGUCUCUGACUACUGACUGUGAUCUCCACCUCAUUAACACCCUCUUCUCUUCUUCCUCUUCUUCUUGUUUGCUUCUCGUGUCUCCAGAGUCUAUAAUACCAUGAGCUUUGCCUCACUUGAUCAAGCUGGUCACCACUCACCACCGCCUCUAAACUAGACUAAACUAAAACACCCCAGAAAAGAGAAACACCAAAUUUGAUCUGUUUGUCAAUAAUAACAAUGACAUUGAAGCACUUUGAGUUAUUUUUGUUUGUGUCUGUGAUUAAAGUUCUGAUCUUGCUUGUUCAAUGUACCACUGAUGCUAAUGAUGUUCAAGCUCUACAAGUUAUGUACACAUCGCUGAAUAGUCCUUCACAGCUAACCAAUUGGAAAAGUAAUGGUGGGGAUCCAUGUGCAGAGUCAUGGAAAGGGAUCACUUGUGAAGGGUCAGCUGUUGUUUCCAUUCAGAUAUCUGGGUUAGGACUUGACGGGACAAUGGGAUACUUGCUUGCAAACCUCAUGUCAUUGAGGACAUUAGAUCUAAGUGACAACCACCUUCGUGAUUCAUUCCCAUAUCAGUUACCACCGAAUCUUACAAGCUUAAAUCUUGCCAAAAACAACUUGAGUGGGAAUAUUCCUUAUUCGAUGUCUAGCAUGGUUUCUCUUAAUUAUCUAAACAUAAGCCGCAAUUCACUUGCCCAAUCAAUUGGAGAUGUUUUCCUUAAUCUUUCUCUCCUCGCAACCAUGGAUCUCUCUUUUAACAGCUUUAGUGGAGAUCUUCCCAGUUCUUUUAAUUCGUUGUCCAAUCUUUCUACACUCAAUGUUCAGAACAAUCAACUGACUGGCUCUCUUAAUGUUCUUACUGGUUUGCCUUUGACAACUCUAAAUGUUGCAAACAAUAACUUUAGUGGAUGGAUACCUCAAGAACUUAGUUUAAUCCCAAACUUUAUAUACGAUGGAAAUUCUUUUGACAAUGGUCCUUCUCCACCUCCGCCACCUUAUACCCCACCACCUCCUGGUAAAUCUCACAGAAACCGUACUCAUCCAGGAUCUGGUGCACCUGUCACCCCUUCUUCUGAUGGUCAACCAGAACAGUCAGAUAAGGGAAUUUCAGUGGGAGCUAUUGUAGGUGUAGCCCUGGGUUCUGUUGUUCUGGUUCUCAUUGCACUACUUGCUCUUGUCUUUUGCAUUAAGAAGCACAAAAGCAAGGAAAUUGGUCCUCUAGCUACCCGGGGAAGUCGUCCUGCUGAUACAGAUGACAUUGAUAGAGAUAUGCAAGAGUCAAGGGUGAAAAACAUGGCUGCUGUUACGGAUCUGAAGCCCCCACCUGCUGAGAAAUUGGUGGUUGAGAGAUUACAAGGGAAUUCUGGAUCCAUAAAAAGAAUGAAGUCACCCAUCACUGCCACUUCAUACAGUGUUGCUUCUCUACAAACAGCAACAAGUAGCUUUAGUCAAGAGUUUCUAAUUGGUGAAGGUUCUCUUGGUCGUGUUUACAGAGGAGAGUUUCCUAAUGGAAAGAUGAUGGCUGUUAAGAAGAUCGACAAUGCAGCAUUGUCGUUACAGGAGGAAGACAACUUUCUUGAAGCUGUUUCAAAUAUGUCACACUUGAGGCACCCAAACAUUGUUUCCCUAGUAGGAUACUGUGUGGAGCAUGGGCAACGACUCUUGGUUUAUGAAUAUAUAGCAAAUGGGAGUGUGCAUGAUAUACUGCACUUUGCUGAUGAUGGCAGCAAGACAUUAUCUUGGAAUGCACGUGUUAGAGUAGCACUUGGCACUGCCCGUGCUUUAGAGUACUUGCAUGAAGUCUGCUUGCCUUCUGUUGUACAUAGAAACUUGAAGUCGGCAAAUAUUUUACUUGAUGAAGAACUUAAUCCCCACUUGUCAGACUGUGGUUUGGCUGCUCUGACACCAAACACAGAGAGACAGGUUUCAACACAGAUGGUUGGUUCAUUUGGUUAUAGUGCUCCUGAAUUUGCUCUGUCAGGAAUAUACACUGUAAAAAGUGAUGUCUACAGCUUUGGGGUGGUAAUGCUAGAGCUAUUGACUGGUCGGAAGCCACUGGACAGUUCGAGGGUGAGAUCAGAGCAGUCACUUGUUAGAUGGGCUACUCCUCAACUGCAUGAUAUUGAUGCCUUGGCAAAAAUGGUUGAUCCUACCUUAAAUGGCAUUUAUCCUGCAAAGUCUCUUUCACGUUUCGCUGACAUCAUUGCCCUCUGUGUCCAGCCGGAACCUGAGUUUCGCCCUCCCAUGUCUGAAGUUGUGCAAGCAUUGGUACGACUAGUGCAAAGGGCCAGUGUGGUCAAGAGGCGAUCCAGUGACGAGUCAGGAUUUGCAUAUAGAACCCCCGAUCAUGAGGCAAUAGAUUCAUCUUUUUGAGAGUCUUGGCCCAUCUUGAACUUGGAAAUGAAGCUUCCGAUUUUGCAUACAACCAUACAAAGAUCGAUGGAUGACCAAAACACGCACAGAUAAAGAGGAAAGAGGCUACAAAGCUAUAAAAUCAGAUCAGAUAGAUAUGUAAUUAUGCCCGAAGCAUUGUGAGAUGCAUGCAUUUAACUUCAUCUUUGGCUGUAAGUGAUUUAAUACUGUAUUCCAGUUGCAUACAUUUAACUUCAUCUUUAGCUGUAAAUGAUUAAAUCCUGUAUUCCAAAAUCUUUUUCCAUAUGUUGCUGUAACAUUCAAUAUAUAAUGCGGCCUAAUAAAAGAUUUUUCACUUGAUC